Molecule: messenger RNA, 5313 nt
Organism: Gambusia affinis (western mosquitofish)
Lineage: Eukaryota; Metazoa; Chordata; Actinopteri; Cyprinodontiformes; Poeciliidae
Gene: lbr
Product: lamin B receptor
Exons: 13
Coding region: 1801-3765 (654 amino acids)
Biological process (GO): sterol biosynthetic process
Cellular component (GO): nuclear inner membrane
Molecular function (GO): oxidoreductase activity, acting on the CH-CH group of donors, NAD or NADP as acceptor
Source: RefSeq, a predicted model, not a curated record
AUGCGAUUAUUGAGGCCAAAGAAACCAGUGAAUCUGGGGCUGAUUGGGAACAUGUGACUUAAACAUAUCGUAUUAUAGGAUUGCGUUCCUGGUUUGUUUAAGGACUUUUGAGGCUUUUCAAUUGUCCUUUGAUUGUAGAUUACGGUAGAAGAAACGGUUGUAGUCAAAGACCUGCAAUCUGGGUUAUUUUAAAGCAGCUUCUUCAGGUUCUUGUCUUGUAGUAGAGAUUGUGUGAACCGCUGGAAUGUUCAGGAGCCUGACUGCUGACAGCAGCCUGCGCCUCCAAGUAAAAAAAACAACUAUAAUUGAACUUAAAAACUCGGGCUAGUUGAACCAGAUAUUUUUGACUUGGGUGUUAAAAUCCUUGUUGCUUUUCCAACUAAGGCUGGAUGUUGCUCAAUAAUAUUUGUAAUUUUUUAUUUAUUUAUUUUUUUGCAACGGGUCUUUUGCAGUUUAUAGCUUAAAGGAGUAAUAGCUGAAUUUUCAAUGCAUAUAUGUGCAAAUCUUUGUCUAUUCCGCUAAUGUCAAAAAAUCCAAUUUCGGAAUUGCAUUGUUUCUAUUAAGUGAAUGAAUUAAAAUCACACUUGAAAAAGCUUGUUCACACGAUAAUUAAUCAUUAGCAAACAUGGCAGCGAUGUAAACUGUUAUGUAAGAUGUAUUCAUAAUUCAGCUCAUCUGCCUUUUUCUUCUUCUUUUUUUAAAAUGAAAUUAUCCAUCCAUCCAUCCAAUUGAUUCCAUAUGUUUAAAUGACGCACAACUUCUUUUGCAAUGCUGUGAGAGCUCUGGGGAAGCAGGCUGCACAGUGUUUUAAAAAAAACAAGAAUAAACUAUCUUCCUCCUACAUUCUGUCGUCUUUCAUAUUGUAGUUUUCGUCAGUAGUAACAUCCGGCGUUGAUCACGGGACUAGUGUGAUGGAACAUUUUCCACUUGUGAUUGUUGUCAAACUCAGUGCCAGAGAUCACAGAUCUGCUAUCUCUGAGCAUCUCUUGGUUUUCUUUCAUUCCUGCCUUCUCUGUUGUGUCUUUUCCUGGUGGCCUGACUUGAAUGGAGAGCUUCUGGGUAAACCUACUGGGGACAUGCCUGUCAGCAGUUCUGCUGUACUGUGCUGGUGUUCCCACUCACCGUGUCCCUCUGCUCUGUAAUGUCAUUAUGCUGACGUUGCUUGGCCCAUCCCUUUGUGUACAGUGGUUAGCUCUACUGUAUCAUUCUGUUGUUCCAAUUGUGUUCUAAUGGAGGUUUGUCCACUUGAAACUGACUUGUAUGUGUAGUGUAGUUCAGAUUUGCUAACAGAUUUUUGGCUGAUUACCUUUAUUUCUUUUCUUAAAACUUGACUUAUUCCAAUUCUGGCCAGUGCAGAUUUACUUUUUUUUUCUUUCUUGUCUGAAAACCUUGCUGUGUUGGCAAUAGCAGGUUGACUAUAGUUAACCAAACACAUGCAGACCUUUCAGUCAGUCCUCUCUCUCUCUGUCAGAGAAACUCUGACUGAUUCUCAGAUCAGAUCGCUGGAUAAGAUCGGUUUGUCAUGAGAAGAUCGACUGACUGAUGAACAACUGUGCCACUUGUAGUUUGCCGACUGUGGUUUCAAAACAUCACUACUAUAUUAGGAGCAAUGGUGACGCUUCUUAAACUUCCACAUACCGUAGAUGUACUUGUUAUUUGUGACCAUAAGUGUUUCUCUGGAUAUUCAUAGGCUCUCUUUAAAAGGAACUGAAACCAAAGGAAUGAAAAUGAUGAAAAUGCUUUCUGAUUUUGAAACCAAUAUGAUGCAACAAAGGAAACGUGUAGCCCACAGCGAUUGGGAUGCUGCAUAUCUUUCACUUCCCGCCCUGCCUCUCUGUGUCCUCCUGCUGGUCUCCAGUGGUCCAUUACUGUGUUUCACUCCUCCUCAGGUGGUUGACCAUGCCUUCUCUGAAGUACCAAGCAGGGGACAAGGUAAUGGGCCGCUGGCCCGGCAGCAGCCUGUACUACGAAGUCAAAGUGCUGGGCUACGAUGCUAAGAGCCGCAACUACACAGUCAUCUACAAGGACGGCACAGAGCUGGAGCUCAAGGAGCAGGACAUCAUGAAUGUCACCAGCUUCCAGCAGCGCUCGCGCUCCCGCUCCAACUCCCGUUCCCCUGGGCGCCGCCGCAGCCGCUCACGCUCCCCGGCUAGGACCACACGCCGCUCGUCAUCACGUACCGCCGCUGCUGCUGCUGCAGCCGCCGCCGGAGACGGCACACCAUCUUCACGCGGGGAUAAAAAGCUCAAGCAAGCAGCUGAAAUCAAGAUCAGCCCCAUACAGCAGCAGGAGAAAGAGCCAGCCGAGAACAAUAGCAACAAUAAACACGAAAAGAAAGAGGAGAAUAACAUGGCUAGCAAAGUCAAUGAGGCUGAUGCUAAGGUAGAGGUGGAUUCUGAGAAGAACCAGGGCCGCUACAACCUGCGCCGCAGGAAGGAAGAUGGAGACUCCAAAGCACCUGAAGCCAAGCCAGAGGAGAGGGAGGAGAGAGCAUCUGCUGCCCCUCCUGCUGCCGCCGCUGCCUCCUCCACCCCAGUGGACUUUGGAGGGAACAUAGGAGCCCUCUUCCUGAUGCUCUUCCUGCCUGCCUGGGUUCUGUUUCUGGUCCUCCAGGUGAACCAGAAGGAUCCCAGUCUGACAAACCUCCCAGCUCUGCCUCCACUCGAAACUUUCUGGGAUCCUCAAGCUCUUGGCUUUGUCAUCAUCUGGAUUUUCUUCCAGGCUCUGCUCUACACUUUGCCUGUUGGGAAGCUGAGUGAAGGAGUUCUGCUAAGGUCUGGCAGAAGGCUCACAUACAGAACCAAUGGUUUCUUUGCCUUUGUGGUCAGUGCUGCAGUGGUGGCAGCAGCAGUGUACCAGGGAGCUGACCUCACCUACAUCCACAGCCACUUCCUGCAGCUGACCUCCGCCUCCUUCCUGGUGUCCAUGCUGCUCAGUGUCUACCUGUAUGUCCGCUCCCGCUCCGCUGGCCCUGAUGAACGGGCUCUGGGAGGAAACUCGGGAAAGGUGAUCUAUGACUUCUUUAAAGGCCGUGAGCUGAAUCCUCGCAUCAAGGAGUUUGACCUGAAGUUCUUCUGUGAGAUGCGUCCUGGACUCAUCGGCUGGUGUCUGAUCAACGUUGCCAUGGCGCUGGCUGAGAUGAAGCAGCAGAAACUGGACGCUCCGUCAUGCUCCAUGAUCCUGGUCAACGUCUUCCAGCUCGUCUACGUGGUGGACGGUUUGUGGAACGAGGAGGCCAUCCUGACCACCAUGGACCUGAUGCAUGACGGCUUCGGCUACAUGCUGGCCUUUGGGGAUCUGGUGUGGGUUCCCUUCACUUACACCCUGCAGGCUAACUACCUGGUUAGCCACCCCAACCCCCUCAGCCUCCCAGUGCUCACUGCCAUCAUUGUACUCAAACUUGUUGGCUUCUACAUAUUCAGGAAAUCAAACUCUGAGAAAAACGCCUUCAGGAGGAACCCGUCGGACCCCAGACUGUCCCAUUUGAAAACCAUCCCCACGGCUACAGGGAAGAGCCUGCUGGUGUCCGGCUGGUGGGGGGUGGUCCGCCAUCCCAACUACCUGGGAGACCUCAUCAUGGCUCUGGCCUGGUCCCUACCGUGUGGCUUCAGCCACCUGCUGCCCUGGUUCUACAUCAUCUACUUCUUCAUCCUCCUGGUGCACAGAGUCUCCCGCGACAUGAUCGCGUGCCGACGGAAGUACGGCUCGGCUUGGGACGAGUACUGCCGAACGGUGCGCUACCGGAUCAUUCCCGGCGUCUACUGAGGAUCCGAUCCGAUCCGAGGUCUUCCCCUCUCAGCAUCAUGACCACCAGGACGCCCUCUGAGCGUCCCGGACCGACCGACCCACUGACUUUAGAACAUUUUUAAAUCUGAAUUGAAGAAGCUUUGAUUAUUUUUUUUUUGUUUUCUUUUUUUAUAUAAUGAAUAGGAAAAAAAAAAAAGGACAAUUAUAUUUUGGACUUUUUGAAGAACUGCCUUUUUAAUAGAAAAUAAUUAUAAAAAAUGAAAAGUUUACAAAAGAGGAGAAAAUGAAAAGAAAAAGUAAACGCCUCUUGUUGGAAUUUCUUGUUAGGACGUACUGUAUAUUUUUGUAUAUACACAUUUGUUUUUUAUACUUCAGAGUAACAUACCACCUGCAGAACCUUCCGUUCUUUUUAUUAUUUUUUUAUUUUAUUUUAAAAAAUAAAAAGAAUUUCCCCGUAGCAGCCACACUGCUUCUUUCACACUGCUCCAUUUCCAGCUUGGCUUUUCUGAUUACGUCUAAGCAGACGUUCCUGUCAUCAGCCUGUGUAUAUUGUGAAGGACGGGACUGACUGCGUCCCUCAGUGAUGAUCUGUACAGUGGAACUGUGACUCAUGUUAAUUCUCAGGACUCCAACGUAAAUUAGGACAUUUUUUAGCUUCGUUUUGAUUCUAAUCUAUAGAAACCUAGUUUUUAACUCGAGCGCGUCAGAUGAUUUUAGAGGUUUUAUUUAAAAAUGCACUAAUGGGUUUUGUCUCAGUCCCAAAGUGUAUUUGAUUGGCUUCGCUACCUCAGGUUCACUCACUUCUCUCCCCUCCCUCGGCCCUCCAGGUGGCGCUGUGUUGCGAGUACGAUGCAAGCGUAUGUCCUCCUAGAGUCUGGAUGGUGCUAUUUAUUAUGAACUGAAUUGGUUAUAAAUUCCCAUAUAAUGCCACUUAUUCUCAUUGAUUGUACUCAUUUUAAGCUUUAAUUUCCACACGAGGCCAGUGAUGACUGAAUGAAGUUCUUACUGUGACAACCUGCCACGGCCGGUAGCAUUGAAACCUGUCCAUCUCCAAACCUCAAAGUGUUUUUAUGCAUGUUCAGCUGUAGAUCAUCAUACGAGUAGCAAUACAUCAGCUAAACUAAGUAGUUGGCUUUUUUUUAUUUUUUAUUUUUUUAAUGCUGUGCUGACUGAAUAUCUUGUAAAUAAUUUUUAAUCAUGUGAUUUAUUUUUUAAAGAUAGAGGUGAUAAUAGUAUAAUUGCAAUGUUUCCAAGUAGCUAUUUAAAUGUUGCUUUAUUUUAAUUUUUUUUGCGAUUUGUUUUUUAAUUUAAUUUUGACCACUGUAUUUAUGUUUACACCCAGGCCUGCCAGGGUUCUGGAUUCCAUUCAGUUUGGAAUUGGCUUGACCCUGUUCUGCUCCAGGAUUAAGCUGUGGUGAAUCAUAUGUUAUAGUGGGAAGCAGUACAGCUGAACAUCAACAGAUCCAGUGGGGCUUAUUGUGAGGAGGAAUCCGGAAUAGCAGCUAGAUGAAGCUUAUCUGUGUAAAUGUCGAAGCAUCAAAUAAAGAUUUUCAGUAUUUUCUUGUC